GUGAAGUACAUAUAAUAAUAUAGAUAGAGUGAGAUAAGUGAGUGUAUAGUACGAGUAGUAUAUAAGGAAUUGAUGUAUGAACUUUCACUUCAUGUAUUUCUAAGCCAUAUUUGCCAAAAAAGAAAAAAAAAAGAGUAAGAAAUACUUAAAGGCUCUUUAUUAGUGGUAAUCACCAAAGUAUAAUUCAGUAAACCUCUUAAUUAUAUUCUUGACAAACAUCAUUCACUUUUAUAUAUCCAGAUAGUGGCAGUUAGCUUGCUUAGCUACGCUCAAAGCUCAACUACAUUCGCGGGCUAUAAUUGUACCAUGGGCCAUUUCAUAUGUUGCCAAGGUUGUGGAGCUGUAAUAAAAUCAGGUUCUUUAGUGAAAGAAAGCACAAAACGUAAAAUCUGCUGGAAAUUCUGCAAAAUUGUACUAAAAAAUGUAGUAGCAGAACUUAUAAAAGAGGAUUGGAAUCACAAAGAUACUGCAAUGUACUACAGAGGAAGACAAGGGCAAGUGAAAGGACAAUUAAUGGCAAAUAAUGUGCCAAAUCUUUGUCGAACAUGUAUUAACAAAUCCGAGGUUGAGGUUGAGGUUGAGGCUGAGGCUGAGGAGGCUGCUGCUGCUGCUGCCACGAAAAGAGAAGCUAAGGCUGCAUUGGUUGUUGCUGCAAGGAAAAGAAAAGCCGAGGAUAUGGCUGUUGCUGCUGCUGCUGCUGCUGCUACGGCGAAAAGAGAAGCUGAGACUCGUGCAUAUUGCCUGAUGCUGAUGGUAGGGUGCUUCAUUUGUGUAUCAGUGAGUGUUGGUGUGUGUACUUGGUGUUUUAUGAGGGGUUGAUCAUAUGAUAAAUAAUGUCUGAAGUAUGUGGAAAGUCAGCUAAAAAAUGUUCAUCACAUUUGAGUCAUGUUAUACAUGACUAACAAUCUGCACCACAUACUGAUGACUGUUACAAUGUUGGCUUAAUUAAUUGAUGGUCGUCUAAUUGAUCAACCAUUUGUACGUGUGCCUUGGUUUGGUUCGAUGUUCUUGGUUGUUUCUUUGAAUAUCAUUGUACUAUGAUCAAGUGUUAGAUAUGCAUUUUUUAAUUAUCAUUGUAGUAUUUAUAUUUGUUGUAUAAGCUUAUUAACUUAGUGCAAUCGUACCAUAUAUAUGUCAUACAUGUUAUUGGCUUCUUAGGUGUAAUAUUGU
Molecule: messenger RNA, 1170 nt
Organism: Chenopodium quinoa (quinoa)
Lineage: Eukaryota; Viridiplantae; Streptophyta; Magnoliopsida; Caryophyllales; Amaranthaceae
Exons: 2
Coding region: 307-819 (170 amino acids)
Source: RefSeq, a predicted model, not a curated record